AUCAUUUGUAUAAUAAUUCUGAGAUAAUCAUGUUGCGAAACUCACACCGAAUAUCAAUUUUGCAGCUGACUAUGUAAACAACAUUGAUUCAAUGUUCUUAUUUUUUGGUUAGGUUUAAAUGUUUUCAAAUUUUCUAUCCAAGUCAAAAUGAAAUCUUAGCAUAUUUGACAUCAAAAGUAUAAAAUUCCAAUGAUACCCUAGCACUAAUGUGAUCUAUCUUAUUUUCUUCUAUUUAGAUCAAAAUUUUAGUGUUUUAAAUAUUUUAAGACUCAAUUAAACUACUCAUCUUUGUGAUUGAGGCCAAUUUGUGCGGUAACCAUAUAUUUAAAAGUUCAUCGGAAGCAAUUUUCAAGUUUUUGAAGUGAAUAAUUACCCAACUAUCGUGUUACCUCUAACGAGAAAUAUUUUCAGAUGUACUGCUCUUCAGAUUCCGAAACUAAAUCAAGCUCUGAUUUAUUGGAUGAUGAAGAUGAUUCGCAGUCAAGCUCCUUAAUUAAUCAAUCGAUUGGUACGACCUACGAUAGUUUCAAUCUUCCACCCCGAAUUAAGACUCCAGAUGUACCCUGCGCUAGUGAUCUUCUAGAAUUGGCUGAGCUAGCAGGAGUUCCAAUUCCUCAACGAUUGGGAAGCAUCAUGAUACAAAUGCUGAGCGCAGGAGCAUCACCAAGCGGUGUAGUCUCAGUUUUGAGUUCGAUUCUGAACAACAAACGAGUGAAAAGAGUUCCAAAUGACAUAGCUGGGGACUCCCGUACGAGCACGCCAGCCAGUUGUUCAAGGAGAUUGAACUGCCUUUCCACAGUCACGACCUGUUCAACAGCAUCUGAUUACAGUGUAGCCACCGACUAUUUGGACAGAUGCAAUCUGAUGUCACAAGUUGGAUCACCAAGAAAAUACGGUCACUCAGUGCUCUCAAGUCGAUCAUCAGAGACUGCAAGUACGAAUGAAGUGGUGAAACUCGUUGAUAUGUUGGAGCAGUGGAGUCUGACUGAUGACUGACCAUCCAUCCAAUCAUCACUAAAUAUUAUGAUAGUCCGAAACUAUUGGAAAAAUGAAAAGUUUGUAUAAAUUUGUGUCCUUGUAAAUGUAUUUGUUAUGGUGCUUGUGAAUCAACAAACUAGUAUACCUCAUUUUUAAGGAAAUUGUAUUGCAUUUUUCAUGUAAUAGUUCAGAAUUAUACCUUUAGAUCUAUGAUAUGUCAUUGAACAUUCAUCGGUUUUGACAAAAAAUAAUAAUUCCUCCAAUAUUUUAUUUCACUGCUUUGAUAAAAUUUGUAAUUCCAUCCAAUUAAAAAUAUAUUACAAACUAGCAGGUAACUCGUGCUCCGCAAGGGUACAAUUGGAAACUUGACCUACUGAAAUCUUGAAGAAUUUAAAAUAGGCCUAUAACCAUCCUCGAUAAAUUAAGAAUCUAUAUGCAAAGUUUUGAGUUAAUCAGUCCAGUAGUUCAGACGUAAUGAUGUAUCAUUUGUGAAUCACUCGUCACGUAUGUGUAUAAGCCAGUAAUUUUUUCCUUUAUUAUAUUAUAGAUAAUUGAAACAA
Messenger RNA from Nilaparvata lugens (brown planthopper), 1538 nucleotides. RefSeq lists its product as uncharacterized. The coding region runs from base 412 to 996 and encodes 194 amino acids. The transcript is spliced from 3 exons. The record is from RefSeq and is a predicted model, not a curated record. NCBI's taxonomy places the organism in Eukaryota, Metazoa, Arthropoda, Insecta, Hemiptera, Delphacidae.